AUCCCCAGAUACCGCCCACGUCUUUCCUCCACCCGGAGUAUAAAAUCCUCACUCCAUUCCCUUGCAUUGUUCUCUCUCUAGUCUGUAGCUCGGUUCCUCUCUCUUUCGUUCGCCGCCCAAAUAUCCGCAAAGCUGGUCAGAGCUAUUGACUACAGUGGGAGAGAAUUGUGGAGACGGAAGAAACAAAAGGGCGGCGAAUAAUCUCUCACUUGGGUUGGCCUAUAAGUGGAGGUGGAGCCGAGCGUGGAGAACGAGGAAGCGGAGCCUUUCUCGAAUCCACCAUGCGUUGAAGUUUUAUUGAAAGCCCGUGAGGUAUUCGAUCGAACGCUUUCAACGAUCCCUAAAUGCUAGGCGCUCUAUCUUUUUCUUUCUGUCAGGUGCUUACUAUGGUGCCGGCGAACAACUGGAUCUCGUUCUCCUACGCUCCCAUGGAAAUGCUCCUGCGUCCUUGUAGCUACGAUCAGAUCGGUCACUUCCAGUUCUUGCUCCAGGCGCCGAAGCUCGAGGACGUGCUCGGCGGGCAGCGAUCGUCUCCGACGGGCCCGUGCUCCGACACCCCGACCGACGGCCAGGAUUCAUGGUCCCUCAUCAGCACGGUGCAUGAUCGUCUCCAGAACCCGAUCCCGCCGAACGCCAGCUAUUUGGGCGCCCUGGCGCUCCCCAGCAACGCCGCGAUCUCGGAGGUCGACGAUUCCGCUUCAGAGCCCGCGAACCCGCUCGGCGGCUUCUCGCCGGAGCUAAGGACCGGGGAGUUCGCCUUCUCGGCAUUCCCGCGGCCGGUUCCACUGGCGUUACCGGCGCCGGGAAGCUCCGAGGGAGCUGCGGCGGGGAAGGCGGUGACGACGUCGGCGGCGCCGGUCGGGUCGUGCCAGAGGACGUCGGUCUACCGAGGGGUGACCAGGCACAGGUGGACGGGCCGGUUUGAGGCCCACUUAUGGGACAACACGUGCCGGCGAGAGGGGCAGAAGCGGAAGGGCAGGCAAGUGUACUUGGGUGGAUAUGACGAUGAAGAAAAGGCGGCAAGGGCCUAUGAUCUUGCGGCUUUGAGAUAUUGGGGUCCUACUGCCACUACAAACUUUCCGAUAAAAAUUUACGGCAGGGAAAUUGAGGAGAUGAAGGCCAUGUCCAAGCAAGAGUUUAUUGCAUCUCUAAGAAGAAAGAGCAGUGGUUUUUCGAGGGGAGCAUCUGUCUACAGAGGAGUGACAAGGCAUCACCAACAUGGGCGUUGGCAAGCAAGGAUAGGCCGUGUUGCAGGCAACAAAGAUCUCUACCUAGGAACAUUUUCCACGGAAGAAGAAGCUGCUGAGGCCUAUGAUGUUGCUGCAAUCAAGUUCAGAGGUGCCAGUGCUGUCACCAACUUUGAGCUUGGUCGAUAUGAUGUGGAAGCUAUUGCAAACACAGAUCUACCCAUUGGAGCAUCUGCAGGACGGAUCAAGCAAUCUCUUCAAGCCAGCAACAACCAGCUCACUCUUAGCAGGUCAUGGAUCUCACAGCAGCCAACUCUCAUUCCCUCUUCUGUCCUUCACAACCCCUUGCAGCUUCCUACUAGUUCUGGACCUUCCGGCCCUCUGACUUGCUCCAGUUUGGCGCCCACUGAGCCAGAUGUAUGCAGGCAGAGUCUGUGCUGGCUUGCUGCUCAUGAUCAAAAUAGCAACCAUAGCAAUCCACCAAUUGGGAGUGGUAUUCUCCAGCUGACACACCCUGCUCCUUCCCAGUAGUCUUUAACUCUUGAAUGUAGGUUGCUUGUGUGACCUUCAUGGAGCUCAUAUUUUGACCCGAGAGUGGCUGAGAUGCUAAAUUUUUGUGUGAAACUAAUGUCGACUUCCAUAGAUCACAGAAUUCUCUUCAGUAGAUGUUACUUUCUGUGUAUGUGCUGGCACCCUUCUAAUGGAAAAUUCUGAGUCUCCGACUUCAUAGAUCA
Molecule: messenger RNA, 1921 nt
Organism: Elaeis guineensis (African oil palm)
Lineage: Eukaryota; Viridiplantae; Streptophyta; Magnoliopsida; Arecales; Arecaceae
Source: RefSeq, a predicted model, not a curated record